UCCACAAUGCUGAGCAACGGGCGCGCGCGAGUGCCGAAGUGCGCGCGCUGCCGCAACCACGGGCUGAUCUCCAGCCUGCGGGGGCACAAGAAGGCGUGCGCCUACCGCCUGUGCCAGUGCCCCAAGUGCGGCCUCAUCAAGGAGCGCCAGAGGAUCAUGGCCGCUCAGGUGGCGCUGAAACGGCAGCAAGCGGCGGAGGACAAGAUCGCUCUUCAUCUGGCGUCAGUAGAGAGUGGGACUGCCCUGGAGGCGCUGCCGCCGGGCCGCAUCUACGGCAUGCGGGUCACGCAGCCCUGCCCCAGCCCCGGCGCAGAGCCCGACUCCAACAAUGAUGACCAGGCGACGAUCCACAUCGACAGUGAGACGAGCGACUCGCUGCCGGAGUGCCGCGGCCCGUCGCCCGACUCCGCCAGGCCCAGCUCCCCCGUGUCUCCACGAACCAGGAUAGGGACCACCGCUGCUGGACCCGAGUCCGAGGCGUCUUCAGUCAGCGCGGCGGGCCUGGACAUGCUGGGCAAGCUGUUCCCGGGCAAGAAGCGCGCCGUGCUGGAGCUGGUGCUGCGCCGCUGCAACCACGACCUGCUGCGGGCGGUCGAACACUUCAACGCUUCGAGAGGCCAGAACGACAGAGUCCCUGCAUCUUCAGCCCCCUUCGAGGCGGCUUCAGUGUCCAGCACGGAAGAGGCGGAGACGCGCUGGUCGGCAUUCCGUCCCGUUGGCCCGCGGGCGCCAUUACUGCCGGCGCUAGUGAUGGGGCGCGUGUGCGGCUCUGAUUGGCUGGUUCCGUUCAACACGCUGUCGGCUCCGCUGCUGUUCCCGCUGCAGCCGCCGCAUGCGCAGCCACGCGCCUGCACGCCCUGCGCGCCCGAUUGUCGACAGUGCAAUUCACAUCACUAA
This is a messenger RNA of Plutella xylostella (diamondback moth), 897 nucleotides long. Lineage: Eukaryota; Metazoa; Arthropoda; Insecta; Lepidoptera; Plutellidae. The record is from RefSeq and is a predicted model, not a curated record.